This is a messenger RNA of Zea mays, 1659 nucleotides long. Its product is annotated as Glutamine-dependent NAD(+) synthetase. Gene Ontology annotation, biological process: NAD+ biosynthetic process. Lineage: Eukaryota; Viridiplantae; Streptophyta; Magnoliopsida; Poales; Poaceae. The record is from RefSeq and is marked predicted. The coding region runs from base 142 to 960 and encodes 272 amino acids. Gene Ontology annotation, cellular component: cytoplasm. The transcript has 3 exons. Gene Ontology annotation, molecular function: NAD+ synthase (glutamine-hydrolyzing) activity; glutaminase activity.
CCAAAUAUUCUUCCGCCGCCGGCCGACUGCUGCAUUCAAUUCCCCUUCGCGCCCCGAAAGCCGAACCAACGAGCCUCGCAGGUCGGCGGUCUCGAUUAGGGAGGAGGAAGGGAGUGGCCCCUGAUCUGGGUGGCGGGCGAGAUGAGGCUACUGCGGGUCGCCACGUGCAACCUCAACCAGUGGGCGAUGGACUUCGACACCAACCUCCGCAACGUCAAGGAGUCCAUCAAGCGCGCCAAGGCUGCUGGGGCCGUCAUCCGCGUCGGCCCCGAGCUCGAGCUCACCGGCUACGGCUGCGAGGACCACUUCCUCGAGCAGGACACCACCGCCCACGCAUGGGAGUGCUUAAAGGACAUUUUAACUGGGGACUAUACGGACAACAUCUUAUGCAGCAUAGGAAUGCCAGUUAUUUUCAAUAGUGUGCGGUAUAAUUGCCAGGUCUUCUGCCUAAAUCGUAAGAUAAUCAUGAUCCGACCAAAGAUGUCCCUUGCAAAUGAUGGAAAUUAUCGGGAAUUCCGUUGGUUUUCUGCUUGGACAUUUAAAGGCGAGAUUGUUGAUUUUCAGCUCCCCGUUGAAGUCUCAGAGGCAAUAUCCCAGGAUACGGUGCCUUUUGGUUAUGGAUACAUGCGGUUUAUAGAUGUGUCUUUGGCUGCUGAAACCUGUGAAGAGCUCUUUACAGCAAACGCUCCUCGGAUUGACUUAGCAUUGAAUGGUGUUGAGGUUUUCAUGAAUGCAAGUGGAAGCCACCAUCAGUUAAGGAAGCUCAAUCUUCGUAUUGAUUCCAUAAGGAGUGCAACCCAAACAUGUGGCGGUGUUUACAUGUAUGCUAAUCAGCAGGGUUGCGAUGGUGGCCGCCUUUAUUACGGUAUCUCAAAAUGUCGUUAUUUGUGCUCUUGCAGAUUUUUUCUUUGUUAUCUGAUUCAUGAUGUAAUUAUAUUUUCAGGCCUGGUGCAGUGGUGAGAGUAUCUCACUGAGUCACCAGGUCUUGGGUUCGAAGCAGCCUCUCCGCAUUUGCAGGGUAAGGCUUGCUUCGGUUUAUCCCUUCCCCAUACCCCUGUUUGGGAGCCUUCGUCACUAGGUCUGCCCUUCUAUAUUUUCUGACGUUCAUUAUUAAAACCUAUCAACUAACUUAUUAUUAUCUCCAACAUGACAUUGGUGAUUUUUUAAUUCUUUUAUACCUGAUUUGAAUGUCUGUUUUCAUCCACAUGAUAUUAUCCACUGAACAAACAAAACUGGGGAGCAAAAUGUUUUGUCCUCUCCUUUGUUGUCGGAGGUUGCAGUACUGAAGCUGUAUGUAGGAUACAUGGCAUGUCUGUUUGGACCUAGUGGUUUUGGGUAGCCUGACAGAGGGGCUGUGAUGUUAUGAAUGGAAUUCUUAGAAGUAUUCUUACAAAUAACUCAUGUAGCUAUUCCUCAUAAUUGCUGAUGGCUGGGGGCAGUAGGUGCUUAUCCAUGAAUCCAGUGGCAGAUCCAGGAUUUAAUCAAACCCUAGGCUAGUUUUAAUAUACCAAAAGUAUAAUUGGCACAAACUUUAUUGCCACAAACUGUUUGGUUACAUAAAUGGAGAAUAGUUUUGAAUCCUAAGUAGCUAGAAGCACGGAUAUCUUCCAUAUAUUGUAGCACUUAUGCACGACUAAGCUUGUACAAAGCAACUUAAAC